AUGUUGCUGCGAUUAUGCAGUUUGGGCAUGAUGCUCAUCACUUUGAUACUAUGUGUCCAAAUGAUCGAAGCCGAUGUAUCCAAUGUUAGGAGAGCAGCACACGAUCCAUUCGAAUUUGAUCUAUACGAAGAGCCUCCAAACGAUUCUGAUGAAGCGUUCGAUCGUAUGGCUACAUUGUGUGCACGACUUCACAAGCGUGAAUCGUUCAUGAGAGAUCGGAAAGCGUCUCCAUUAGUGUUCCGUCUGUGUGAUAUGCUGAACUGA
This is a messenger RNA of Haemonchus placei, 264 nucleotides long. NCBI's taxonomy places the organism in Eukaryota, Metazoa, Nematoda, Chromadorea, Rhabditida, Trichostrongylidae. The record is from the annotation of a GenBank genome assembly.